Molecule: messenger RNA, 531 nt
Organism: Fusarium pseudograminearum CS3096
Lineage: Eukaryota; Fungi; Ascomycota; Sordariomycetes; Hypocreales; Nectriaceae
Exons: 2
Coding region: 1-531 (176 amino acids)
Source: RefSeq, a predicted model, not a curated record
AUGGCUCGCAUUAUUAUCAAGCGCAAAUCACAACCUUCGGCUCCCAUUGCCCCCUCUUCAUCUUCAUCUGACCCGGCUCCUUUAUCCCCCCAGGGUGCCGGAACGUCUCCCCGAAUCAAGCUUCGUCUCUUCCGCGGUUCUAAGGAAUGUCCCAUCUGCAAGGCGACCAUCGUGAACCGCAAUGGCGGAUUGGAGCGCCAUGUCGAGAGACAUGCCAAGUUGGCCGAAAUCGAGGCCAUGAACGUUCCUCUGGAGCCCAACCGCCACGGCAUGUCCGAGGACGACAUUGCUCGUGCUGUCGACUUGUGGAAGUCGCUCCCGGCCAAGAUCCGGGCUACCGGCGGCGUGUUCCACGACGGACCCCUUGCCAACAAGGGUGAAGUCAGUGGAAUGCCCGAGGUCUUCAUGGCCACCGGUCGGCUCAAGAAGAAGUACAUGUGGAUCCGAAAGGACCAGGACGGCCGGGUUGGGCGCCGGCCCUUGAAGGCUCUGAAGAGCGGCAACUCGGGUGCCCCCUCAAAGGAGGGUUAA